AUGGGCUCACAACAGGUCAGCAUUGAUCUGGGUGGCCUUCAAAAGCCGAUUUCCAACUUUCGUCCUCAUUUAUGGCGCCUUCUUGAACGCGACCGCGAGAUCCUUAACCUUGACCUGUUCUGGCCCAUCAAGCUUGAUGAGGAAAGUGACGACGAUGAAGAUGAAGAGAAGGACGACAACGGCGAUGGUGACCCAAAGGGCGUCUUCCCAUUCAAAGACCUUAAGCCUCUCAAAGAGUUCCGCAAUCUACAUUACCUCCAACUCAAUGGCAUGAUGAGAUCCUACCAACCGCUGAUAUGGGCUACGUGUUGGGUUAACCCAAAUCUCACUAAAGUCCGCCUCGAAAUGGCCCUAGAGCCGGUCAUCUGCGAAGACAUCAUGCACAAAUACCGCAAAAUCGACCCAAACUGGAUUUACGACCGCCUGUCCGACACCCCAGUCGAAUGCGAAUAUCUCGGCUCUCACGGCAACGGCACGUUGCAUGAAGAAUUUGGAGAGGGCGAAUAUCUUGAUCAACAAGCCAUGAAGGCAGGCCAGAUGGACAUGGUGCAAGCCCUACCUGUCGAGAACAUGCGCUAUCUGCCAAUCACUCAUCUUACACUGAUGAACUUUGUCGUCGACGGUGGCCCGUUUUUCCGCUGGUUCGAUCCUAAGAAACUCAAAGAGAUCACCUUCCUUGGCGAUUGCAUCGAUGCCGGCUUUUCCUUGCCUCGAGAGAUGAAACUGCCGGUCCGAGUCAACUCACCAAAGCCUCCACCACCUGCCAGGUGGGUCAGACCGGGCGAGGUCAAGCUCAUCGACAUCAAGCGACCAAAGGCGGCCACGGAAAAGGCUGAAAGCGACAAUGCGAGCACGAGUGCGAGUGCCAGCGGAAGUGCGCAUGGAAGUGCUGGUUCCAGCGGAUUAAAGGGCAAACUAAGCCAGAUGAUGCCGAAAUGGGCGUCCAAGUGA
Capronia epimyces CBS 606.96 is the source of this 951-nucleotide messenger RNA. RefSeq lists its product as uncharacterized. The transcript has a single exon. The record is from RefSeq and is a predicted model, not a curated record. The coding region runs from base 1 to 951 and encodes 316 amino acids. NCBI's taxonomy places the organism in Eukaryota, Fungi, Ascomycota, Eurotiomycetes, Chaetothyriales, Herpotrichiellaceae.